Molecule: messenger RNA, 865 nt
Organism: Gregarina niphandrodes
Lineage: Eukaryota; Apicomplexa; Conoidasida; Eugregarinorida; Gregarinidae
Exons: 1
Source: RefSeq, a predicted model, not a curated record
GUCUUUUGUGGCUGGCGUGCUUAAAGAGUGUGCGGAGAGGGAAAGCAACGAGAAAGCGGUUCUGACGGUAGAGAUGAAGCUGGAUAUUGCCAAGUUUGCUGCGCAGAUAUUUCGGACAGCAUUGCUCUUAAAGAAGUCCGUUGAAAGGAAUGGUCGGAAUAGGGAUCCUUUCGAAGCAUGUGGAUGGCGAUGGUUAUGUCUGGUGGGAUUGAUGAAUGAUUACUUGGAGCCAGAGUUGCUUCGCCAAAUAAUUUCAGAUAGUGAAAAGAUUGUGCCCCGGCCGAAACAUGUGUCACCAUUAUGGUACUUGGCCUGUCGGAUGCCGGCUUCUGUUGAUGGAAGGCGCGUUGCUACUCGUUUCAAGAGUUGGCUGAAAGAACCUCCAGCGUGGUGGCCGGUCAGUUCCGGAAUUUAUCAGGAUCACUUCCCCCAUGAGUUUGGCGAGCUACCGAUGUCCAAGACGUCUGCCCGCUUAAUUGCCUUUAGUUCCAGAGCUGCACAUUGGCUUGCAUCCGGGAUCGGCAACUUCCGCGUGACAAGCAAAACUUGGAUACCUAGCAAAAAUGCCGACAUUGUGAACAUCUUUCACACCUCAUUAGGAGACCAACGGUUUAGCCAGAUGAUCGACUUAGUCAAACCAAAAUUUCAUGCCAUUAUUCAAGCCCCUGAACUAAUAGCCGAACUAACAGACAGAUCGAUCAUGGAGGUCCUCUGCAAAUACGCGAGUAUACAUCGUAAACCCGCCUACAAGUUUUGUAAAGACUGGCAGUUCGAUGUGCCGUCCGAGAAGUCUGAUUUGAGCAUGGAUUUGAGCACGGAUACGUCUGAAGACGAACCGCCGCCAAAAAAGACGCGCAGUGGAUGA